Corticium candelabrum is the source of this 3433-nucleotide messenger RNA. RefSeq lists its product as uncharacterized. The coding region runs from base 1 to 3240 and encodes 1079 amino acids. The transcript has 17 exons. NCBI's taxonomy places the organism in Eukaryota, Metazoa, Porifera, Homoscleromorpha, Homosclerophorida, Plakinidae. Gene Ontology annotation, molecular function: protein binding. The record is from RefSeq and is a predicted model, not a curated record.
AUGCGAACAACUAACUGUUCUAGUACUCAACCAACUUCACACCCUCCAAGUCUUUCAUCGCCGGAACGCGACUGGCCACAAAGUUGGACAGAAAGGGGAUGCAGAGUGUGUGACUGCAGCUAUCCUGCCAGAUCUGUAGAUUGUAGCGACAAAGACUUCAGCAGUGGCUUACUAGCAGCCGACAGUUUUCCUUUCGCCGACCUCGUGGCUUUCACGUUUAGAAAUUGCAGUGUCUCGCACGUUGAUCGUGACUACUUCUUGGCGUUUCAGAGACUCCAGCUAAUAAAUGGUAAUGCCAACUAUCUAUCUGCUCCAUUUCUGACACCUAGAAGCACAGUCAAACUGCAGCUGGUCGACAACUUUAUCACAUCUGUGACUGAAUUUUUUGAAAGGAAGUCAGACUCUGUUCUGGCUGAAUACAAACUAGAAGAACUUGUAUUGAGCAGGAACAUUAUUCACACAAUCAAAUUUGGUGAUUUGGCAGGCUUACCACGUUUACGUCAGUUAAAAUUAGAUUCUCUGGCUGAAGGUCUUCGAAUUGAAAGUGGAGCUAUUGUUGACUUGCCUAUGCUGACCUUAUUGUUAGUACGCUUAAUCAAUGUGUUUAAAGACCUCACUUUCAACUACUUGACCUCAAUCAGUGGCUCAGUGUUCAAAGAAAUGCAAUCGAUUUACAAUCUGCGACUACAAAGCAACCGUUUGACUACGAUAGAAGAGUCCUUUUUUGAAACAGUUACUGUCUUUGGAGAUGUAGAUUUGUCAUUCAAUAAUUUGACGUCACUACCUCGAAGCUUGUCUAGACAGCUGUUACUGAUGAGAUUAUUUCUCAUCGAGAAUCACUUGACCACAAUCAAAAGCUACUUUUUCUCUGGUCUGCACUUUCUCCGAGAAUUAAAUAUUAUGAGAAACCGAAUAACAACAGUACAAGCAGGAUCAUUCAGAGACCUAACCGUCCUAAAGAAAUUAUAUUUGGAUGAGAGCAAUUUGACGUCCUUACCAUUUGACAUAUUUGCUCCACUGGGUAAUUGUACUGUUUGGCUGAAUUGCUGUAAUUUGAAGAGACUGCCAAUGGUCCACGCCAACGUGAAAAUAGAAUGUGUGACGAAAGGAAACAAAAUUGCUUUGCAAUACACUGAAGAGGGAUCUGCCCGUGUGUUGUCCGAGUACGGUUUUACUUGCAAACAUGGCCCUGGAGAGCCGUUUUAUGACUGUGAAGAGUGCCCAUCGGGAACAAAUGGUACCUUUUCAGACAGCUAUCGUCCGAAACUGGGCAUAUGCAGAAAAUGUCCUGCUGGUGGUUGGUAUCAAGACGAAGCAGGACAGAAAGAUUGCAAGAAAUGUGUCAAUGGUACAUACGUAGAGCCACACAAAGCACCAGGUCAGACUCCUUUAGAUUGCAGAGUAUGUCCGACUGGUACCAACACGAAAGUGCAUGCGGCUUUCCGGGCCUGUCCGUGUCUCGACGGCUUCUACAGACUCGACAGAUUCGGUCCGUGUAUAGCAUGUAAUGCUACCUCGGAGGGGAUUCUUUGUCGAAACGACUCUGCCAUCGUCAAGAAUGGCUACUGGUGGUCGUGGGAACACUCCAACUCUACAAACAAGCAAGAGCAAUAUGCUAAAUUUAUUGAAGAAAUAAAAUUUUACAAUGAUUCCUACAGCAAUGAAUCUGUAAGUUUUCGAGGAGAUUUACCGAUCGUUUAUCGGUGUCCGUUGGAAAAGAGUUGCAAAGGAGGCGUCACGGAUAGAGAUAUGUGCUCGGAGGGAUAUGCUGGUCCGCUGUGUUCCCUAUGCGACAACGGGUACUUCUAUUGGUCUAGUGAGUGCGUGAGAUGUCCGCCUAUCUGGCGCAGUGUUGUACAACUGGUUUGCGUCGUGUUGUUGCUUAUUCUCUUUAUGUUCGUUCUCUAUAAACUAGAGAAGCUGGCGAUAAAUGGGAGGCGAAACGCUGCGACGGUUGUCGAUCAGAUGGCCGCCAAAGUUAAGAUAAUUGUAGGAUUCGUUCAAGUGAUGGCGGGCGUCGUCUCGGCGUUGAGAUACAUACCGUGGCCAUCACUGCUGCUCGUUGCUGGCUCGUGGUUGAAGAGCAUCGAGUUGAACGUCAUAGAAAUGGCGAGCCCUUCGUGUAUUAGCUCUCGUCUGAGGCUGAAUGCUUUGCAAAAGACCGUCGUCAAUCUAGCUGUACAAUUCGUGCUUCUUCUAUUAGUGUUCGUAUACUACUCGAUGCGGUACCGUCUUGUACCGUGUUGUUGGCCACGUUUACGAUGUGAUGACCGUGCACGCUCGCUAGCUCGAAAAUCUUGCAUGAGAAACAGCUGGUGGAUUUUGUUUCUUUGUUAUCCAUCUGCGAGCGCUCAGAUCAUGGCCACUAUUCCAUACAAAGUGUGGACAUGCCAUCAGAUAUGUCAUUACCGUGGUCAGCAAGACUGUCCUUGGUACUUAAAAGUCGACAUGAGUAUACAAUGUGAUUACUCUGCUGGUGAACAUAAAGUUCUUUAUGUGAUUUGCUGGUCUAUGUCUGUGUACGUACUUGUUCUACCGUUGCUGCUGUUGUGGGGUCUCUUUAAAAGGCAUCGCAUGACAAAAGACCAUCAAGUUUGUAUCACAAAUGAUGACGAUUUUGUUUCUCUUCGUGACAGACGCAGUAGUAGUAAAGAUGAUUUGCUCAAGUCACUCGAAUUUCUGGAUGAAAAUUACGAGAGAAAGUUUUGGUUUUGGGAAUCACUGGAGAUUGCUAGAAAAUUUUUACUGACGUGUGGAAUCGAAUACUUUGGUGGCAGCAGUCUGUCUGGUGUGGCCAUUGCAGCAAUGAUUGCUAACGUAUUUCUCGUGCUUCACGCACACUUCAAACCAAUCAAACGAAAAUCAGAGCAGCUGCUGCAGCUAAUCUCUCUAAUGGUCAUUUCUCUCAGUCUCAUGCUUGCGACUCUAAUAGCUCUUCAGGAAGCGACCGCCAAGAUCUCGGCUUCAGUAGAUGAAUACGACCGUCGAGUUUUCUCUGUCGUUGUGAUGCUGGUCAACGGUCUCUUUGCCUUAUGUAUCUUGGGGCGUUUGGUAUUUUGUGGCUACAAAGCGAUGAAAACAGUUCGCUCCGAUAACGGUGGUUGCAACUUACUCCUAUGGCUCAUACAUUUUGUCACAGACGAAGAUUCUCGUGAAGAAAAUUCGGUUGUUGCGGCAGAUCCCCAGCAAAAUGUAACUGAAAUGUUUGCUCUUGUAGACGACGAGUCCGAAGACAACUAAUGCUAAAAUCUUAUUCUUCAAAUGUCGUGGCCAUCCGAUUAUAGUUAGAAAAUGGCGUUCUUUAUAAGAUUGUAGGAUUUUGAAUAGCAACUGAUGUGUAAGUGUUAUAGCACGGAAGGCAGGGAGUUAGAAGGUAGUGUACUAGUAGCAACAGCAGCCAUGCAUGCAGGUUUGUACCACUUUUGAUCAUUUA